AUUAUUUCUCCACUCCAAUUUUUAUAUCAUUUCUUAUACUACUGUGCUAUGAGAAUCCCAUUUGUGCUCAUGCGGGCCAGCGGCCUGUUCUACUUUGCCAUUAUCAUGAUGAUGGCCCUCAGCGCAAAGCUGGUCGAGGCGGCGCGCGGACCGGUCGUGACCAACAAGGUGUUUUUUGAUAUCAAGCAGGGCGACAAGGAGCUUGGGCGCAUUGUUAUCGGACUUUUUGGAAAGACCGUCCCAGACACCGCAAGGAACUUCCUUGAGCUGGCCACUGGCGAGCACGGCUUCGGCUACAAGGGCAGCAAGUUCCACCGCGUUAUCAAGGAUUUCAUGAUUCAGGGCGGCGACUUCACUAGGGGCGAUGGAACCGGUGGAAAGUCUAUCUACGGCAACAAGUUUGACGACGAGAACUUUAAGCUGCGCCACACUGGUCCCGGCGUGCUGUCGAUGGCCAAUUCUGGCAAGAAUACCAAUGGCUCUCAGUUCUUCAUCACCACUGUGACGACCUCAUGGCUUGACGGCCGCCAUGUCGUGUUUGGCAAGGUCAUGGAGGGCAUGGAUAUUGUCACUGCCAUCGAAAAUGGGCCCAAGAGCGCCGGUGACAAGCCCAAGGUCGACAUUGUUAUCGCUGACAGCGGUGAGCUCGAGAUUGUGAGACCGAGACUCCUCUUCGUGUUGAGCUGUAGAUAUCUUUGUUUUUUGUAUAGCGAGUUAACACUGCUUUAUUUCAUUUUUUUAUCUUUUUGAUGAAGCAGUUAAAUGAACGCGUAAAAUAUUAUGCAGUUACAAAUGCC
Molecule: messenger RNA, 797 nt
Organism: Kickxella alabastrina
Lineage: Eukaryota; Fungi; Kickxellomycota; Kickxellomycetes; Kickxellales; Kickxellaceae
Product: peptidylprolyl isomerase B precursor
Exons: 1
Coding region: 49-750 (233 amino acids)
Biological process (GO): protein peptidyl-prolyl isomerization; protein folding
Cellular component (GO): fungal-type vacuole; endoplasmic reticulum
Molecular function (GO): peptidyl-prolyl cis-trans isomerase activity
Source: RefSeq, a predicted model, not a curated record